Messenger RNA from Esox lucius (northern pike), 480 nucleotides. RefSeq names its product chemokine (C-C motif) ligand 36, duplicate 1 (gene ccl36.1). Gene Ontology annotation, cellular component: extracellular region. The record is from RefSeq and is marked provisional. Gene Ontology annotation, biological process: positive regulation of GTPase activity; immune response; cellular response to type II interferon. Gene Ontology annotation, molecular function: CCR chemokine receptor binding; chemokine activity. NCBI's taxonomy places the organism in Eukaryota, Metazoa, Chordata, Actinopteri, Esociformes, Esocidae.
AGUGUAGUCGCUGAGGUGUGGUGUUCAGUAUUAUCUGCUUGUCCUACGUGGAAUCGACCAGUCAUGCGCUCCGCUCAGAUCCUUCUGCUGUGCAUCCUGGGAAUGGCCCUCUUGUCCACCGCGAUGGGCAACAAUGGAAAUAUUCCGGAAGAAUGCUGUUUCAAAUAUUACCAAAGAAAGAUCCCGAAACAAGCCAUCGGGGAUUAUGAAGUCACCAGAUCUGACUGCUCCAGGAAGGGAGUCAUUUUUAUCACAAAAAAGAACUACCGCUUCUGUGCCAAUCCAGACGAUCCUUUUGUGGAGAAUGUCAUGAAAUUCCUUGAUCAGAGUAAAUUCUAGUAACUCUUGGAAAAAGCUUAAAAUGCCCUCUGUCUUCAGCUUUAAAAACUCUUUUAUUUACCAGUAGUUGUUGUGUGAAAGAAUAUGCUACUAAUCAUGACCUGUUAUAGUAUGUGGUCAUAAUAAAUACAUUCUGUACAU